Messenger RNA from Hydractinia symbiolongicarpus, 1199 nucleotides. RefSeq lists its product as uncharacterized. Lineage: Eukaryota; Metazoa; Cnidaria; Hydrozoa; Anthoathecata; Hydractiniidae. The transcript is spliced from 5 exons. The record is from RefSeq and is a predicted model, not a curated record. Bases 114 to 1058 code for a protein of 314 amino acids.
CGCUAAUAUUAAACAAGAAAUAUUAUUUUGUUCAACUAGCUACUUAAGAUGAGAUAAGCAAAAUAUAUCUAUCAAAUAUAAACAAUUUGGAGGAGGAUUAUAUCCAGUUAAAAAUGGAAAAAUAUCUGGUAAUUUUUUUCUUCGUAUUUUUAUCCAGUUGGCACAUCGAUGCAACGUCGUCUUGUAUAUCCGUUUUAAAUGGUGAGAAAUGCGCACAGAUUCAAGCAGCUGGACAAGUAAUAGCGAAGCGCAUAAAACAAAGCGAUAAUAUCAUCCAGAAUGCUUUGUUUCGAUCUAUACACGAAUCACAACUUAUCGUAGAUGCAUCUAUGAAAUAUUUAAAGACCGAAUCCUUGAAAGUAAAAGUGGCGCAUCCUGGAGUUACACCAAUCGAAUCAUCCCAGUUAAAAGCAGCAGAGAAACUGAUUGUUGGCGUGACAGUAAGAAGUGUUAAAAAUGGAAAUCACAAGUUCUGGCAAGUGUUUCGAAAAGCAUGCAAGUUGCUUCUUAAGGAUGAAAGAGUUGCAAGCAUUUUGCUCCAUUAUUCGGCUGGAAAAACAGCAAAACGUUCAGCACCGACCUUGAAUAGUUUGAGUGGUAUAUUGAAGAGUUUGGAACCGGAAUUAAAAACAUUAUUGACAUCUGUGGAAUUGGAGUUGAAGGGUGCAUCUAAGAACGCCUUUAGUUUUUUUGCUGAUAGUUUAAAGAUUUUGCUAAAUGGGAAAGUUCAGAUAGAUUUCGAUCAAACAAAAGCAAAUCUAGAGCAAUUUUUGUUAGGCUCAGUAAACGUAACUUUAGAAUCAGCAUUUCAUCAGUCGUCCAUCAUACUCAAAGAAGCAGUCCAGCAGGUUGAAAUUAUUGACAGUUUGGUCGAGACAUUAAAACAAGAUUCCCGUCGGUUAUCUGAAGCACUUCAUCCAGCGAGAAUACUUAUCUCUGAAGCUCUCAACGAUAUACAGUACGAUGGAAAUAGCGCCAAUUUGCAAAAUAAAUUUGUCUCAACUUUAAAGUCACUAAAAGACACGUACAUUGAAAUAAAAUCAACCGUGACGUCAUAAAUUUCAAGCAUACUGUAAAGCAUACUGUAUAAAAAUGAUCUAUAUUGGAUAAUAUUUUGUGUUUAUUUUCCGUAAAAUACUGUAACAAUAAUAGAAAUUUUCUUCUUUCAGGAAUGUGUGAUACAACAAUCAUUCCCAGAA